Molecule: messenger RNA, 5120 nt
Organism: Lagopus muta (rock ptarmigan)
Lineage: Eukaryota; Metazoa; Chordata; Aves; Galliformes; Phasianidae
Gene: LBR
Product: lamin B receptor
Exons: 14
Coding region: 961-2880 (639 amino acids)
Biological process (GO): sterol biosynthetic process
Cellular component (GO): nuclear inner membrane
Molecular function (GO): oxidoreductase activity, acting on the CH-CH group of donors, NAD or NADP as acceptor
Source: RefSeq, a predicted model, not a curated record
CAAAUAAUCUCAGACUCCUCAUUCCUCUUCCCACCUCCAGGCGUGGAGCAUUUUAGGGAUGACACUCAGGAGAAGAUAAGGUGGCAAAUGCCCUCCAUGGGACAUUCUCCAGCAACAACCUCUCAGAUCCCUCCUAUAACUCUUAGUGAAAUUAAAAAGUUGGAAUUUUGAAGGAAUAAAAUCUGAAGGGAACGGAGUUGUCUUGGUGUUUUCAGGUAGAUGUGAUACUGCAGUGCUUCAUGUUUAUUGUUAAGAUGAAAAGCUGGAGAACCCUUUAGUCUGUUUUAUGUUGUGAGAUCAAGACGCUUUGUGUAGAUGGGCUUCUCUGCUUCUGAGUUCUUUGUAGAGACACAGAAAACUUAUCUUGUAGCAGUGCAGAGGUGGUAUUUUGAUGAUGAUGGUCCAACUGGUUUCAUAUUUGUUCCACUUAACAGCUGAUCUGAGAUGGUUCAAUCCAUAUAUCCAUAUUUCAACCCUGCCAGCAAACCUGUUGAUAAUAAACAGUUCUUAACAGCCCAAGAGCUCUCUCAUCCAGGCUCAAUAAACAAUUCCAAAAGAAGACCACUACUCAGAGAGAAUGGUUGUUCUCCAAAUGAGAUCUCUGCUGAAAACCUUCAUAUUUAAGCAUAUUAAUUGCAGGUCUCUGCCAACAGAAUAAAGCAGACUCGUUUCAAGUGUUAGCUGCUCUAAUUAAGAUGUGUACUGAAAACAGUUUUUAACAUUCUAAUUGUAAACUGUGCAAUAAUAAACCAACAGAAAGUUAGCUGGAGCCAAAACCAUUCAUUAUUUGCAGCCAGAAAUGAAGCUUCAGUUGCGUUCUUUCCUGUAACAAACUUGAAUAUCUGCCUGAUAGAAGCUGAUGCCUUUGCACAGCUGCAGGACAAAUUCAUUCGGACUGCACUUACUGUGCUCUGUACUUCAACCCGGCUCUGCUUUUACUGAGACUUUAACCUCGCUUAGAUGCCUUUUUUUUUUUUUUGCAGGUCUUGUCAGCCUGCGUCACAACACAGACGCCAUGGAGGGCCUUUAAAGUCGGUAUUGUUUUGGAAAAUGCCAAGCCGGAAGUAUGCUGAUGGUGAGGUGGUGAUGGGUCGUUGGCCAGGAAGUGUCCUGUACUAUGAAGUGCAAGUGACUAGUUAUGAUGAUGCUUCUCAUCUUUAUACUGUGAAGUACAAAGAUGGUACCGAACUUGCUUUGAAGGAAAGCGAUAUAAGGUCACAAUCGUCAUUCAAGCAAAGGAAAAGCCAGUCUUCUUCGAGUUCUCCUUCCAGAAGAAGUAGAAGCAGGUCUCGAUCCAGAUCUCCUGGUCGGCCAGCAAAAGGCAGACGUCGCUCCUCUUCCCAUAGCAGAGAGCAUAAAGAUGACAAAAAGAAAAUAAUUCAGGAAACCACUUUAGCUCUACCGAAACCAAGUGAGAACAACACCAGAAGGUACAAUGGUGAACCUGACAGUACGGAAAGAAAUGACACAUCCAGCAAACUCUUGGAGCAGCAAAAAUUGAAACCAGAUGUGGAAAUGGAGCGAGUGCUCGAUCAGUACAGCUUGCGUUCAAGGAGAGAAGAAAAGAAAAAAGAAGAGAUCUAUGCAGAGAAGAAGAUCUUUGAGACAAUAAAAACUAUGGAGAAACCAUCAUCAAAAACAAAAGAGCUUGAAUUUGGUGGAAGAUUUGGGACCUUCAUGCUGAUAUUUCUCCUGCCUGCUACUGUGUUGUACUUACUGUUAAUGUGCAAACAGGAUGACCCCAGCCUUAUGAACUUCCCUCCUCCUCUCCCAACACUCGAAAGUCUUUGGGAAACUAAAGUGUUUGGCGUCUUUCUUCUGUGGUUUUUCUUUCAAGCUCUGUUUUACUUAUUGCCAAUAGGAAAGGUGGUGGAAGGCCUGCCUCUUUCAAAUGGAAGGAAGCUGCAGUACCGGAUCAAUGGGUUUUAUGCUUUUGUUUUGACUGCUGCAGCUAUUGGAACCCUACUGUAUUUUCAGUUCGAACUUCAUUAUUUGUAUGAUCACUUCAUACAGUUUGCAGUGUCAGCUGCAGCUUUUUCUAUGGUAUUGAGCAUUUAUUUGUAUAUUCGGUCCUUGAAGGCACCUGAGGAAGACCUGGCACCAGGAGGAAAUUCUGGAUACCUUGUUUAUGACUUCUUUACUGGACACGAAUUAAACCCUCGUAUUGGCAAUUUUGACCUCAAAUACUUCUGUGAGUUACGUCCAGGAUUAAUUGGCUGGGUUGUCAUAAACUUGGCAAUGCUCUUGGCUGAGAUGAAGAUACAUAAUCAAAGUAUGCCAUCGCUGUCAAUGAUACUCGUGAACAGCUUUCAGCUUCUGUAUGUGGUGGAUGCUCUUUGGAAUGAGGAAGCUGUUUUGACCACAAUGGAUAUUAUCCAUGAUGGGUUUGGAUUCAUGCUGGCGUUUGGAGAUUUGGUGUGGGUUCCAUUUGUCUACAGUCUGCAGGCCUUCUAUUUAGUUGGACACCCUAUUGCAAUUUCUUGGCCCGUCGCAGCUGCAAUUACUAUUCUGAACUGUAUUGGGUAUUACAUAUUCCGUAGUGCAAAUUCUCAGAAAAACAAUUUCCGAAGGAAUCCAGCAGAUCCCAAGUUGUCCUAUCUGAAAGUGAUACCCACUGCAACUGGAAAAGGGCUUCUUGUCACAGGUUGGUGGGGGUUUGUUCGUCACCCCAAUUACCUUGGUGAUAUCAUCAUGGCACUUGCGUGGUCUCUACCCUGUGGUUUUAAUCACAUUUUGCCGUAUUUCUACGUGAUUUAUUUCAUCUGCUUGCUUGUUCAUCGAGAAGCUCGUGAUGAACAUCAUUGUAAGAAAAAAUAUGGUUUGGCAUGGGAAAGGUAUUGUCAGCGUGUACCAUACCGCAUAUUUCCUUACAUCUACUAGAGCACUCCACAUACCUGAUCUGCAAAUUAAAAUAUACCUCUCACCUUUGCACUUGGUCGAUUUGUUAUCUAGGCUUUAAACAUUAAAUGUGACCAAACGAUGGAGUGCUUUUCAACAAGUAUUUGCAAGUAAUCCUAAAUGCUUAUGAGUUAUGUGAACUGACUUUCUAUGACCUCAAUUUAAGAAAAAAAAAUUGUGAAUUUUAAAAAGUCUUGGAGCCCUAAUUUUUCAAGCUAAAUUUUAUCUAGAAUUCUGAGUUUACAUUUUUUUUUAUUGCAUUAAUUAAGCACUGUGAUGUAAAGUAUAUUAUUUUCUUAAUACAAUAAACACAGGAGUUCCAUCCAGUGAAUUUUUUUGGUGUUACUUGUACCAUCUAACUUCAGAUGUCUGACUGAGCUGAGUGCAGAGAGCAGAGGCUCUGGGCAGCAGGGCUGUGAGCGGAGGAUUCAGCUCCCAGAAGGGCCCAAGCUCUCUGUGUGUGUCGCCCUGUGGCCCCUGGCUCGGGGCAGUGGCAUUUUUGGUCAGGAGGGCUCUGAAUGGCCCCUGCUGACCUGUCCUGCCAGAGGAUGGAUGGAGGGGAAGGAGAGUGCAAAUAUCCCCUCCAUCCUACCUCCCUGAGGCUUGAGCUGCUUUGGCAGUGCCCCAGCCCCCCUGCAGGGGCUCAGACCCCUGAAGGUAGAUGAUACAAAGGCAGAGCUGUGGGAGCGGUGAAUUCUAAUCUGGCAUCUUAACAGUGAGCCCAGGAGUAGCAAAAGGUGCAACGCGUGCAUAUUUGACAGAAAGGAAUAAAAUGACCACAGUUGGCUUAUUCUGAUCUUUGUAAAAUAUGUCUUAAUGUACCAUAGCGUUUCCCAAGUGUGUAUAAUAAAGCUUCCAGGUUUUUUGCUGUACAGUGUUUGGAUUUGAAAAGGCGCUUUUUUAGGAACAAGGAGAAAUUUUUAACUAAAUCCAUUUCCAGUAAUUUUUUAAAAAUGUUCAUUUAAUAAAGAUUUUUGUAAAUUAAUGUAUGAAUUCUCAAAACAAUUGAAGUGUUCAUUUAAAUAUUUGUAUUGACAGAUAUGCUAUGAAAAUGUGGUAAGUGCUCCUCUGUCCAAAGUGGGUUUUUUGUGUUUUUUUUUUCAAUUUGGCAUUGCUACCUCAUAUGUAGGUUUUGCCUUUUGUACUGUUGCAGAUAGAGAUAAUAGCUAUUUUUUUGCUACUGCUAUUUAAACCAACUUUUUUUACAUGAGCCUGUGGUUCAACUCAGCCACGUUCUAAUAUAUUUUUGUAUAUAUUUGAAUUUCUAACUAAUGUAUGUGUUCUAGGCAUUAGUUGUUUUCUUUGUCUAACUGGCUGUAAAUCGGAUGCCACUGAAGUAUUUUGCUUCAUAAGUAGAGUAAUUUUAUAUUUUACUGAAAUAACCUUGCAUUAACUAACUAGAGCUAGCAUUUACUUCCAUCUUCACAAGGGUUAACUUUUCACAUACUUCCUAUGUGAGGUUCAUAGCACAACUUCUCCCCAAGGCUUAUUAGAGUCACAUGUAGCAGGGAGGGAAUUGCAAGUAUGUCUGCAGUUGCUUGCAGGAAGAUUACUAACAAAUGAAAAUGUUGCAAUUGGUUCAUUGUGUUCAGUUCUUUUUAAAUACUGAUGUAAUUGAAAUCUAGCAUGUGAUGGGGCUUUUGUUAUUAAUUAAAAACCCUCUAUUUUGCACACAUGCAUUUUUAAUGACAAUUGUACAUGUAAAGUGUAUAUAAUGUAGCUUGCUGAGCUUGACUGUGAGUGUCUUCUGAAAAAUCUGUAUUUUGGUCUUGUAAGGAACACGUGUUAGGACAAGUAUUCUGAUUUCUGCAACAAAUAGCAGUGCCUGUAACAAUACUGAAGAGCAUUCACUUGUGUGAAGCAGCAGAUUAAACUGGGCUUUUUUUAAUCUUUUUUUUCUUUAAUGAUUGCUUACCGGAUUAGUAGGAAUAGCAGUCAUUCAACUGUUCCAGCCUGCAGCUGGUGUUUUAAAAUGGACUGAAGCUGGGGACAGUUUAACUCCUCAGCCCUUAAGCUCUGAGUUGCUACUGCCAUCCCAGUUAUAUCUGUUUCCCACACAAGAUUGUUAAACCGCAAUUCAGACCUUUUCCUUUCAGAAAUGGGUCUUGACUGAUAACUUCAGUUUCGUUUAUAUGCUGAAUUUGAUGUGAAUUUGAUUUUGAAGUAACUGUUUUUAAUACAAACAAGCAUACAAGCUAAAAUAAAGCUCUUGCUUAAAAUUA